Cephus cinctus (wheat stem sawfly) is the source of this 2113-nucleotide messenger RNA. RefSeq lists its product as uncharacterized. Gene Ontology annotation, cellular component: membrane. Gene Ontology annotation, molecular function: ATPase activator activity. The record is from RefSeq and is a predicted model, not a curated record. The transcript has 3 exons. Gene Ontology annotation, biological process: membrane organization. NCBI's taxonomy places the organism in Eukaryota, Metazoa, Arthropoda, Insecta, Hymenoptera, Cephidae. Bases 243 to 1340 code for a protein of 365 amino acids.
GUUGCGUUGUCACGACGGCAUCCUUGUAUAAAUUUACUCUCGCUCGAAGUUGGCACUAUUGUCGCCGUAUUCCCCUUUUACGGAGAUUACAUUGGAUAAGAUUUUUUCUGGAUGUUAUAAAUCCUGUACUAAACAAAUAGUCAGGAAAGAUGAUUGUUGACAUAUGACAUAAAAGGAAACUGAUUUCUUAAGCUUUAUGUUAUAAUAGGCAUUGUAUUUGUGCACAUUUUCUUUUGAUCAGCAUGAGCGAAAUCGACUCUGAAACAUACAAGUCUGUCACCACAAGACCAAGUGGACCAAGACCACGACCACCUUUGUCCACAAUGAAUAAACGCAACAGAAAAUCUCCUGAAAAACAUGUGCAAUCGAAAUCAAAGGUAGAUUAUAAGGAGACUGAUGCCUAUAAAAAGGCUAGGAAAAAUAGGAGUGAUGAUGAUGAAACUUUUGAUUCAGAAAGUAAUAGUUCAAACAACAGAAGCUCAAAUUCUAGUAAUUCUGAGUUGAAAAGUAGAAUUAAGAUAAAUCAAAAGAAUAGCACUGCAGAUCAAGGAGCAAAGAAAAGGAAAAAUGGGAGCCCUGCUGAAAGCUUUGAAAAUCAUAAGUCAGAAUGGAAGAAAUAUAUCAACCAUACAGUGGUCCGGUGGUGUGUUAAGUUAACUAUUUCAAUAUUUAUAUUAAUGUGUGUUUUUGGCGGUUGGUACAUAAUUGUAUUCAAUAACCCUUUUUCUGAGAAGAGUAUUACACAAUUUGAGGAAGAUAUUGACCAUAUAAAAAAGAAAUUUCCAAUGCAAAUGCCUGAUAUUUGGAAUGAUUUUUCUGCCGGAGUCAAGACAAUUAUUGAAGAAACCAGUAAACGACCUGCAGUAUUUGUUUUGCUUGCAAAUAAUACCAACACCUUAGAUUGCUUGUCAACAUCAAUUGGCAAUGUAAUUAGCAGAAGCCUUGGUGGAAAGGAGUGCUUAAUUCUAGGCCCAAAGAACUUCAUAAGUAGUUCCGGUGACAUGCUAGAGUGGCUGAGACCUAAAAUUGAACAAAAAAAAGUAGUGGUUGUAAAUGAUAUACUGAAGAUUAGCUCUGAUGCAAUAGGAUCAUUCCAUUGGUUAUGUGAUGAUACAAAUCCACUGGUUUCAAGAGCAGUCUAUUUAAUUACUAUGACUAUAAAUGUGCUUCACAUGCACCAUGAUAAUCUUACAAAAUUAGUCGAAGAACAUAUUUAUAAUACUUUCUCUAAAGCAAUCCACUUUGAUAUCUUACAUGCUGCAGUAUCACGGAUUACUAGUGGUGCAAUUCUAUCUAUAAUAUCAGAACCUAAUUUAAUUGAAGGAGCAGAAUGUCCAUGAUAAUAAUUUGGCUAAUAAUCUUGCUAUACAAGUCAAUGUAUUGUGGUAAACAACGGAACAAAUUUUAUACAAUGUUUAAUGAUGAGCUAGUGAUAUGUAUGUAAUUAAUAAGUUCGAUAACAUUCUAUGAAAUAUGAGAUUUAAAAAGAUUUCUUUAUGGUGUGGUAUAGUAAGGAAUACAUUUCUGAUUUAAUAUUAUUCUAACAAUUAAGUGCAUUGCAGCUGUUUGCAUAAUCAUAUUUGUAUAAAUAGUUUAAAAAAGUAUUAAUUUUAUAUUAUUAAUGUAAAAUAUUUAAUAUUCACAUUACUUGAAGUAUGAGAAAUUAAUCGGAUGUAUGAUACGUGCCUGAAGUACAAUCCAAAAUUUACGGGCAGUACUGCAAGCAGAUUUUCUCUUUCACUUGCAUACAGGUAAGCAGGGGCAUGACGAUACUCAUAAUACUAGUAUUGAAUUUCAGAAUGUAUCCGUAAUGUUAGUAAUUAUUUUAUUUUUCAGUAUAAUUAUAUUUUGUUUAGUGUCCCGCAGUUUUAAACAAAUAAAUCAUAUAAAAUUUUGGUUGCUAAUAUUUAUAAGGGAAAAAAUGAAUUGUGAUAUACUUAAUAAGAUUUAAAGCUAACAUUUUAUUAAACCACAGCACGCAGGAUAGUGUGCAUAAUUAGAAAAAAUUUGAAUUGAAAACAAUUUUUAAAUUAAAGUAAUAUCUAAUGAUAAAUCAAAGCGACAGGUCACUAUUUUUUGAUUGUCUAAUAAAAUUAAACCAAGUGGUAGCGUU